ACUGAUAGAACAAACGUCUAAACGCUGGACUUUACUUUCUGUUCUGUACUCUUGUUGGGUCGUUCCCCCUUUUAGUGGCUCCAUUUUCUGGUUUCCCCUCUUUCCACAGGCUGUUCCCCAUUCCCAGAAUGCUUUCCCUCUUUGUUUCUGCCUCUUAGCUCCCUUAAAGGUUCAAAUCAAGCCCACCUCCCAAGCCUCCACUCCUUUUGCUCCGUGUUAGGAUUAUUUCGUACGUUUUCUCCAGCACUCGGAGGGCCUCUCGUUUUUGUCUCGGAGUCCUCAGUGCCAAGCACACAGUCAGGGCUUUAAUGUUUCUGUGAGUCUCAGAAUGCCUCUUCCUGUCUUCCGCAGGGAAGAAUAUUACCAACAUUAGUGAGGCCCAACAGUUGCCUGAGCUUCAGCGGCCCACCUGUGAGAGUCAGGAGAAAAUGCUGAAUUUGGGCUUCACCAUCGGCUCUUUUGUUCUGAGUGCCACCACCCUGCCCCUGGGCAUCCUCAUGGACCGAUUCGGCCCCAGACCCAUUCGGCUGGUUGGCAGCUCCAGCUUCGCAGCUUCCUGUGCCCUGAUGGCUCUGGCCUCUCAGAAUCCCUUAGUUUUGUCUCCGCUCAUUUUUCUGGCCUUGUCUCUGAAUGGCUUCGGUGGCAUCUGUCUGACCUUCACGUCGCUCACUGUGAGUUCUGGGCCCUUUCUGGGAGCUGCCUAGUGGU
Messenger RNA from Gracilinanus agilis (Agile Gracile Mouse Opossum), 708 nucleotides. RefSeq names its product large neutral amino acids transporter small subunit 3-like. The transcript is spliced from 3 exons. Gene Ontology annotation, molecular function: L-amino acid transmembrane transporter activity; neutral L-amino acid transmembrane transporter activity. NCBI's taxonomy places the organism in Eukaryota, Metazoa, Chordata, Mammalia, Didelphimorphia, Didelphidae. The record is from RefSeq and is a predicted model, not a curated record. Bases 429 to 704 code for a protein of 91 amino acids. Gene Ontology annotation, biological process: neutral amino acid transport.